This is a messenger RNA of Chelmon rostratus (copperband butterflyfish), 2377 nucleotides long. It is a transcript of the gene alg10, whose product is annotated as ALG10 alpha-1,2-mannosyltransferase. Gene Ontology annotation, biological process: protein N-linked glycosylation; dolichol-linked oligosaccharide biosynthetic process. Gene Ontology annotation, molecular function: dolichyl pyrophosphate Glc2Man9GlcNAc2 alpha-1,2-glucosyltransferase activity. Bases 171 to 1595 code for a protein of 474 amino acids. Lineage: Eukaryota; Metazoa; Chordata; Actinopteri; Chaetodontiformes; Chaetodontidae. Gene Ontology annotation, cellular component: endoplasmic reticulum. The record is from RefSeq and is a predicted model, not a curated record. The transcript has 3 exons.
AAUAAAACUCUUCCGUUUAUCAAAACAGGACCGAGUUCCACCAGUUUCCCUCGGAAUUGAGAUCUCACAGUGGUUUUAACACGCAAAUCUAAUCGUUAUGCGGCUCACACAACACUAUUACAGCUAGCUUUGAACCGCACUCACUUUUACACCGCAUUUCGUCAUCAAACAUGGAGAAAUUUGAAGGCUACAUCUUCACUGCUCUCUGCAGCACCAACUUUUUGAUAUCCUGCCUGCUGUUCUCCAGAGUCACUCGGGAGCAAAGAGAGCCGUACAUGGACGAGAUUUUUCACGUACCACAAGCUCAGAAAUACUGCCAUGGAAAAUUCAACGAGUGGGACCCGAUGAUCACCACUCUCCCAGGCCUCUACCUUGUCUCUGUGGGAGUCAUCAAGCCCGUGGUGUGGCUCGCUGACCUGACGGGCGCGGUGGUGUGUUCCACCGCCAUGCUGCGCUUCGUCAACCUUCUGUUCAACUGCGGCAACCUUUACCUGCUCUAUCUGCUCAUCUGCAAACUGCACCUCAGGGAGAAGACACGAACAACCUCACGCCGAGUCCUCUCAGCGCUGUCUCUGUCCACCUUCCCUGUGCUCUAUUUCUUCAACUUCCUGUACUAUACCGACGCCGGAUCUACUUUCUUCAUCCUCUUCACCUACCUCAUGACGCUCUACGGCUGCCACAAGGCGUCAGCGUUCCUCGGCGUCUGCUCCGUGCUCUUCCGCCAGACCAACAUCAUCUGGGUGGCCUUCUGCGCGGGCACGUUGGUGGCUGCCAAAAUGGACGAGGCCUGGAGGGCGGAGCAUACCAAAAAAAGGGAUGAGAAGUCUCCUCCAUCGCAGGUCCCUCUGUCGUUCAGUGGAGCUAAGAAGGUGAUGCUUUUCACGCUGGACUUUCUCACCUCGCCCAGUCACGUGAAGGCGGUGCUGCUGGUGGCCUGGCCUUACGCGGCGGUCGGCGUGGGGUUCCUGGUGUUCGUGGUGCUGAAUGAUGGGAUAGUGGUGGGUGACAGGACGAGCCACGAGGCCUGCCUCAACUUCCCCCAGCUCUUCUAUUUCUUCUCCUUCACCCUCUUCUUCUCCCUGCCUGUCUCGCUGUGUUACCACCGCAUUCUUCGCUUCCUGCAGGCUCUGAAAAAACAGCCGCUGUUCUUCCUCUUCAUCACUGGCGUCUCGUUGCUGCUGGUGUGGAAGUUCACCUUCGUCCACAGGUACCUCCUGGCAGACAACCGCCACUUCCCCUUCUACGUGUGGAAGAGGCUCUUCCAGCGGCACGAGCUGGUGCGCUUCCUCCUCGUCCCGGCGUACGUGUUUGCUGGCUGGAGUUUUCUGGACUCCUUCAAGUCGCGCUCACUGUUCUGGAGUUUGGCGUUCCUGGCGUGCCUCCUGGCUGCCACUGUGCCCCAGAAGCUGCUGGAGUUCAGAUACUUCAUCGUUCCCUACCUGAUGUACCGCCUGCACAUGCCUCUCCCCUCCCUUCCCAGACUCGUCGUGGAGUUUCUUCUGUACACGGCCGUCAAUGCUGCCACACUUUACAUCUUCAUCAGUAAGACCUUCCGGUGGCCUGACAGCACAGCCACGCAGAGGUUCAUGUGGUGAACAAAAGCGAAACGUCUCUGAUUUUAGGAGCUCAGACUGAAAACAGGACGUCGGUAUCGAAAGAUUUGCUCAGAGGACCUCAUCUCAGAAAUCAGAGGAAAUGGAAUCCUCUGAAUGGAUCGCGGGUAAAAUAACUGUUGACACGAGCUGUAAAUGUGAUUUAAAGAGACCAAAAAUGACAGCCAUAUUGUAAAUUUGGGGAUUUUUAUUGUAUGGGAUGUUUUUGUAAUGACUGAGCUUUUUGCUUUUUGAUGGACGCGUUUGACCCACAGACAACUUUAUAAUUAUGGGACUAAACUGAAGGUAUACAUGUUGUGAGUUUUUUGUUUUUUCACUUUGACCAAGCCAUAAGGAUCCACUGGAGGUCAUUCAGAAAUGUGUUCGUUCAUUGUGAAUUUAAAUGUGUUUUGUUUGUCAUUAAGUUUUUGCACUCAGUGGUUUAAUUGUAAUAGAUGAUGUAAUCUCUCCUGCUGUGUGUUUCCCCCAUUGUGCCUGAUGUGUUUGUGUGUUUUUAUUUCAGCUAUUUUUCUAUGUAGAUACAUACUUUGACAGGAUGUGAUAACAAAGUUGACUUUGUCCGAUUUAUUCCAACAAACUGUAAUGUCUGAUGACAGAUAUUUUUCAUCAUAAAGUCCCUGUUCAUUGGAAUCGCUCUGUUACUGUGUCUGUGUUUACUCAUUUGACAUCCAUCCAGCUGUUUUCUGCUCCCCUGCUGAUACAAUCCUCUGUACACCUUUGAAUAAAACGACUCAUGCAACAUCAAGUCUAUUCAAGUUUAUUUG